Cyprinus carpio (common carp) is the source of this 2026-nucleotide messenger RNA. RefSeq names its product tyrosine-protein kinase-like otk (gene cd4-2.1). The record is from RefSeq and is a predicted model, not a curated record. Lineage: Eukaryota; Metazoa; Chordata; Actinopteri; Cypriniformes; Cyprinidae. The transcript is spliced from 9 exons. Gene Ontology annotation, cellular component: membrane raft; external side of plasma membrane. The coding region runs from base 86 to 1480 and encodes 464 amino acids. Gene Ontology annotation, biological process: interleukin-15-mediated signaling pathway; T cell activation; positive regulation of ERK1 and ERK2 cascade. Gene Ontology annotation, molecular function: MHC class II protein binding; protein tyrosine kinase binding.
GUACCUCAUUUCAGUUUCUUGUGCAGGUUCAGGUUUUUGUGUCGGCUGGUUUCCCGCACACGUUAGUUUUUACCAGUUGGACUAAAUGCACAGAACUUGCCUCAAACUUUGUCAACAAACACAAAACAGCAUCCAAACAAACUCAUUUUCACUGACUAUAUUUUUUAGAAAAAGGAACAAAAUGGCAAUUUGCAAGAUCCUCUUUUUUCUUCUUGCACUGUGUGUAUGGUGUGGGAAAUGUGAAGUGUUUUAUAAGCGAGUCGGAGAUGAGGUUUCCAUGAAGUGUGGAGUAGAUUCAAACAGUGAUAUAGACUGGAAAUUUAACGACGAGUCCAUUUUUAGCAUUAAAGGCAAAAGUGGGACUAAACGGAAGGGUUCUUCCCAUAUUGCGUUUAAAGCAAGUGCAUCUGGAGACACUUUGAAGGUUCCUAGACUGGAGACAAGAGACUCUGGAAACUAUUUCUGUAGGCAGUCAGGGAAACAUUACACUGUGCGUGUUGUGUCAGCCUUUGUUAAACCAGGCCCAGUGCUGCUGCAGUCUAGUAAUGCAGAGCUGCACUGUGACAUAACAGGAGACCCAAAUACUGAAGUACAGUGGCUGAGACCCCCUAAUGGUGAAGAAUAUAAAGAAAAAAAACAAGUAAUUCAACUGAAGUCUGUGACUUCAAAAGAGGCGGGCCAGUGGACGUGUCUAGUCAAGAAAGACUUGAAGCUCAUUGUAGCAUUGACUGUUGUUGGCCUCCAGACCACAGCUGUUAAUGCUUCUAAAGGGGACAACAUAGAGCUGCCCUGUUCUCUUCCUCAGAGUGUAUCUCAGCGUGUUGUGGGUGGGAGAUGGAAGGCUGACCACCUUCCCAAAGUCUCUUUCCCAACCCUGACGAACACAGCAGGCGAAGGCUUACACUGGAAUGGCAAUGGUUUAUCAAAAGUCAACUUUACUACUGGGCAACUCAGCACCAACUUUGAUGUCACGUUGAAAAAUGUGCAGAGCAGUGAUGAAGGGACGUUUGUGUGUACAGUGGAGUUUGAUGGUGGAGUGAGUCUAAGUGUUGAGACGACUUUGAGGGUUAUGGACAAACCUUCAGGUGAAGGCCUUCCAUGUAAUCUUCAGUCUGAGAUCGCUAAGCUAGUAGAGGAGAUACUGGGAAUGGCCAAUUCUUCCAUUUGUGGCAUUGCAGAUGCUCUAGACCAUGCACUGCUCAAAUUGAAGAAGUUAAAGCGAUGUGUGGAUGAUGCUGGAGCCAGUCCAUCUGACACAUCUUCUCCUGUAUCAUCUCAGGACAUCUCCCCGUGUCCUCCAGAUAAGCCUUCUUCCUCACAAGACACAGGGUUUGCAGAGAGUGUAAAUGAUGACAUUGAGUCUCUUGAAAGAAAAAAGCUUAAUUUGCAAAUAAAGUUGCUGGAAAAUCAAAAUGAAUAUUAUGCACUAAAACUGAAAAAAAUUAAAGAACAGUCAAUGAUUGUCAGUGUUGUGGAGUAACUAUUUACAUGUAACUGAAUUAUGUAUUUGGGUUUAUGCAUAUGCUUUUUUUUAAAGAUUGACUGUUAGAUGCCUGUGUUUCCUGUCAUAGCUAUGCAAACAUUUGAUUUCAAUCAACAAUAUCAUAUCUAUUCAAAUAUUUCUCGUCAUGGUUUUAAAUCUGCAUUUAACCUCAGAAUGAUGUCAAAAUAAAAAGGUGCUAAAGUCUGAUUUUGUGAAAAAUAAAGUAUUAUUAAAAAGUCAUUAUUAUAAUCCUAAUUUAAAUAAGGAAUUAUGAAAGUCUGACAGUAAUGAGUGUUAAGUACUAUUGUAAGGUUAUCCCUGCCUGCUUUAAAUGUUUGAAAAUUAUUAUCAGUUGAAAACAUUCAUUAGAAAUUUAGAAACGUAAUCAAAUGUAAUCAGUUACAUUACUUUAAUAAAGUAAUUGAAAUAGUUAUAUUUUAAAUAGUUAACUUGAAAUCUGUAAUCUGUUACAUUUCCAAAGUAAUUCUGAACACUGAUGAUUGUACAUGUUUUUGCCAAUAAAAUGGUGUGAUGACAAAUCUG